AUGCCCCGGUCCUCUCCUGUCCGAGUCUGGUCCAAGGGUUCCUCCACAUCUUCAAGCUCCACAUCUACUCGAAGCCACAGUUCAAGCCACACGCAGGAUACCAGCAUUACCUCCUACUCCUAUGGUGACACAAAGCCCACCGACAGGAAAUAUGCUACUUACGAAGCAUACGAGGUUGUGGACGAGCCCCUCUCAUAUGAGAAAGACUGUGUCGUUGACCCACGGGCGUCAAUCGAUACAUAUGCCUCAACCACUACAGACGAGAAAGAGCCAUCCAGCCAAAGAAGUCUCAACCCUUUGAUGCGCUCUGUCUGUUAUCAACCAGAUGCCAUUUCCACCACCCCUGCCGAGUUUGCGGAGCUCUUUCCUUCUACCCGCAGACUUCUCAUCCAGCAUGAUGAUACCAGCCCAGAUGGCAACCUAAAUCUCCGUCUUGACACCGAGUUGUCCAUCUCCAGAGGCCAUCGCGUAAAGCUGACCCUGUUCCACCUGAGGAUGUAUGAUCUGGCUGAGCGACAAUUCUCUCUCCGUCGGUAUCAGAGGCAGUCGGGUCGGGAAGUCUGCAGCUCGAAACGAAAGUAUCUGAAGCCAACUUCCAAGCCAUCGUCGCCAUCGAAGAAGGGUUCCCUUGUCAAUGCCUUGACGAAAAUGAACUUGAAGGCCUUCAAUUCAAAACCUCGCCCAAAGCCUGCACACGAACCCGAAGAUACCGAGUCUGAUGAUGAUCUUGAUCUCUUCGAUCAGGCGGACGUUGAAGCCAGCAUCCCGACAGAGGCCAUGAGAAUAGAGUUCUCAAAUUAUGCUCAAGUUGAACUUCAGCCGACUCGGCGUGGCGAUGGGAAGAUGUAUGACUUCGAAUACUGGGGUCAGAAGUACGCCUGGCGAAAAGUCAUCUAUCAGGAUGAACAAGAAUCGAUCUUCUCUUUUGAGUUGGUCAACAUGGCUUCCGGAUGUUGUCUGGCUCAUAUCACUCCAGACAAGCUCUCUCGACAGCAAAGCAGACAUGAGGCUUCUCAAGGAACUUGGGUGCCUCCCUGCAGUAUGAGAGUGACAGAAAAAGGGAUAUCGGGUGACCUUGGAGAUGUUAUCAUUGCCACUGGUUUGAUGGCGCUCACCGACGACUGCAUCAGACGGCACUGGCGUGAAGCUCACCGCUCAUGA
This is a messenger RNA of Exophiala aquamarina CBS 119918, 1161 nucleotides long. RefSeq lists its product as uncharacterized. Lineage: Eukaryota; Fungi; Ascomycota; Eurotiomycetes; Chaetothyriales; Herpotrichiellaceae. The transcript has a single exon. Bases 1 to 1161 code for a protein of 386 amino acids. The record is from RefSeq and is a predicted model, not a curated record.